CUCCUCCUCCCCUCUCGCCGGGUUAAACAACGAGGAAAACCUAACCUAAUCGGGAAAAAAUAUCGGAGGAAUCCAGAAGCGGGGGGCUCCCACCUUGUUGGCGACGAUGCUGCGCGCGGGAGGGAGGCGGCUCUUGGCCCCCGGGCUCCGGCGGGUCCUCGGCGGCGGGGCGGCCGCUCCGGUGGCCGUGGGCGGGGCGAAGGCGUACCACGAGCGGGUGGUGGACCACUACGAGAACCCGCGGAACGUGGGGUCGUUCGAGAACGACGACCCCAGCGUCGGGACGGGGCUGGUGGGGGCGCCGGCCUGCGGCGACGUGAUGAAGCUGCAGAUCCGCGUCGACGAGAGCUCCGGCAAGAUCGUCGACGCAUGCUUCAAGACCUUUGGGUGCGGAUCCGCCAUCGCGUCCUCCUCCGUCGCUACUGAAUGGGUAAAGGGCAAGCAAAUGGAGGAAGUAGUGACUAUAAAAAACACUGAGAUUGCCAAGCACUUGUCACUUCCACCAGUAAAGCUCCAUUGUAGCAUGCUUGCUGAGGAUGCAAUUAAAGCUGCCGUGAAAGACUAUGAAGCAAAGAAGGCGAAGCUAGCACAAAAGGGUGAAGAGAAGGCUGCCGAAGCAUGAGUGCCAGAGGUUCUGUCAUGAAGAAUGUUGCAGUGCCCUGCGUACUCGUAGUAAAGAACCUGUCAUGAAGAAGUCUCUGCUCUGCUUCUUGCUGGCGGGAAAUAGUGUGUAACGCUCACAAACUCUAUGCAGCAUGUAUCAUAAGGAUGAAGGCAAACAUUUUUGAAUAAAUGUGCUGUCAUCUUGAAAGAAAAAAAAAAGGUGUAUGCGUGUGUAUGGCCUAGUAAUGAACAUAUGGUACGGAAUUACGGUCGCGAGAUAAGGCACAUUGUUUCUCUUUGGUUGUUUCAAUUAGUCUUAGGUUGAGUUGGUAGAUGCUCAUGAACUUGAGUUGCCUGGUCACUUGCAUCAUUUUUCUUUUUUUUUAAAAAAAUAACUGUUUAGUAGUUCUCCGUGUUUCUCCAUCCAACAGGAAUGCAGAAUAGUUAUUGU
Molecule: messenger RNA, 1054 nt
Organism: Oryza sativa Japonica Group (Japanese rice)
Lineage: Eukaryota; Viridiplantae; Streptophyta; Magnoliopsida; Poales; Poaceae
Product: iron-sulfur cluster assembly protein 1-like
Biological process (GO): iron-sulfur cluster assembly; intracellular iron ion homeostasis
Cellular component (GO): mitochondrial matrix; cytoplasm
Molecular function (GO): 2 iron, 2 sulfur cluster binding; ferrous iron binding
Source: RefSeq, a predicted model, not a curated record